UCUGUCCCAGAAUUAAAGUCAUAAUGGGUUUGGGGGAGUAACUUGGGAGUGGCUGAGGAAACCCUGCACCUUGUAAGGACCAUAUGCAAUGUUGUUGCAACAAUCAAUUAUAGAUCCAGUUAGCCUCAGUUUACUAUCCCCUCCAGGUAAACUAACACAGGUACUAGAUAAGUAAGUGUUCCCUGUACGUACCCACAACAUCCGAAUCUUUUAGCUACAGUAGCUUGGCUACAAGAAGUUCUUCAGUAGAUCUAUGUGGUGUGCAACUUGGGAGGGCCUGCCUAAUUAGCGGACAUCUGUCCUUUGCAGCUGUGUAAAAAUAAUUGCAACGCAUUUUCUUUUACGCGGCUGGUUGGAACUCAAUAAGCCCCAUAACUGUUACAGUCCAAGUUCUAACUUAGUAGUCUGCAGUCAAUCAGAACUCAGAUGCAUUUUCAGAAGCAAAAUGAUAACAGUAUCCAAACCGGAAACAGACUGUGUAGUGCAGGUGACGUAACAAGUUUAUAGCAGUCACCAGAGAUUCCAUUUGGAGGUCCCACGCAUUGCCUACACCCAACGCUCUCUGCAUUGUCAGUUUUGGCUUUCAGUUUUAAUUCUGGUCUGCUAGUGUUUGAAUAUUUUCUAUCUAUUUUCCAAUGGCAACACAAUCAGGAAGACAUAUAAGAAGUAUAGAAAAGUCAAUUGUGCUUUCCGUGAGAGAUUUCUUUGUGAAAGAAAAGGAGGAUGGCCCCAUCCUUCUGGACAAACCGAUCCAGAGAGUAGCAGAAGCAACAGGGAUGCACCAGAGAACAAUCUACAGAAUCUGCAGAGAACAUAAAGAUAAGGGACAUAUUGAAAGUCCAAGGAAGAGAGGGAGAAAAGAACACAGUGGACCAGUUAGAGAGUACACAGACAAUUUUCAAGAGGCUGUAAUCAGGAGAAGAAUUCAUAAAUUCUACACUGACAAAGUCUUCCCCACAUUAACACUACUCCACGCUGCUCUAGUAGAAGAAGAGGAGUUUCCAUAUUCAAGGGCAAGUUUGCAUAGGAUCAUUAGCAGAAUGGGCUUUCGACAUAAAACUAUGAACAGAAAAAAAUGUUUAUACGAACAGCACCGCAUUGUGGCCUCACGAGCCCAAUACCUGAAAGAAAUCAAACGAUUUCGAUCAGAAGGUAGGCCUAUUAUCUACCUUGAUGAAACAUGGCUAAAUCAGCACCAUACAGUGACAAAAUGCUGGACAGACUAUGACGGGAAAGGUGGCCUCAAGAUUCCUAGUGGUAAAGGAAAACGACUCAUAAUCCUUCAUGCAGGUUGUGAGCAAGGGUGGAUUGAUGGAGCUGAACUGAUUUUUGUUGGCAAAAGAGACUCAGGCGAUUAUCACAACGAAAUGAAUAUUUUACAUUUCAUGGAGUGGUUUAGAGAGAAGCUGUUACCAAACUGUCCACCUCGAUCUGUGAUUGUGUUGGAUAAUGCCAAGUACCACAACGCAGUUGUUGAAAAAAUACCAACCAAGUCAAGCAGAAAACAGGAUAUGUUAGACUGGCUUGCAAAGCAUAAAAUUCGCCAUGAAAAGAAGAUGUUAAAAGCUGAACUAUAUUUCUUAAUUUGGGCAACCAAUCCUGUUUCUGUAUACCAAACAGACGUCUUUGCACAAGAAAAGGGACACAGCUGUUUGCGUCUCCCUGUUGGUCACUGUGAACUAAAUCCUAUAGAGCUCGCAUGGGCACAAGUCAAAGGUUAUGCAGCUAGAAAGAAUACAGGGAUCAGUGGUUUUACUAUGGAGAACAUUUUGCAACUUGCCAGAGAAGGAAUGCUGGAAGUCACACCAGAUCGAUGGGCUGGCUGUGUGGAACAUGUAAGAGAAAAGGUGGAGAAGCACUAUUGGGAAGUAGACGGACUGAUGGACGACCUAGUUGAGCGAAUGGUAAUAGAAGUAGGCCAUGGCGACACCUCGAGCUCUGAGUCUGAAGAAACUGUUAGCGAUACAGAAAGUGACUAACUGUUGACCUUUGGUAUUGUACAGGGCGUAGCAACAGCAGGUAGCUAAUUUAUAUGUCCAUUAGAGUAUCAACUUCAGUCUCAAUUACAGUCUUUAUCUUAAAGAGUUGAAACUAAUUUGGCAAGCUAUGCAUUUAGAGAACGUUGAUUGACAUAACUCCACCCUCUAUCUCAUUAUAUUUCCAAAGUGUGCUGUAUCUCCUCUCUAAUACACCCUAUGAACAACACGUUGCCAUAAUUGAAUAAAGGGAAUCAAGAGCUAUCCAAUGAUGCCCGUAUCAAUCCCGUAUCUUCCAAAGUGGCCCCUCAGCUGCCCGUUUUCG
Corticium candelabrum is the source of this 2301-nucleotide messenger RNA. RefSeq lists its product as uncharacterized. The transcript has a single exon. Gene Ontology annotation, molecular function: nucleic acid binding. The record is from RefSeq and is a predicted model, not a curated record. Bases 636 to 1979 code for a protein of 447 amino acids. Lineage: Eukaryota; Metazoa; Porifera; Homoscleromorpha; Homosclerophorida; Plakinidae.